This is a messenger RNA of Hylaeus anthracinus, 8054 nucleotides long. RefSeq lists its product as uncharacterized. NCBI's taxonomy places the organism in Eukaryota, Metazoa, Arthropoda, Insecta, Hymenoptera, Colletidae. Bases 576 to 7307 code for a protein of 2243 amino acids. The record is from RefSeq and is a predicted model, not a curated record. Gene Ontology annotation, molecular function: protein binding. The transcript has 11 exons.
CUUUUCAAAUGUCAAAAAACUAUGAUUGAUGACAGUACGCUCUCUUUCUUAUUUCGUUUAUCAGAAUAGCAAAACCCAUAAUGUUAAUCAAAUAUUGGGUAUCGUUUACUUGGCGUAAUAUCUCUUACUAACUGUGGAUUCUUCCUUGAAAUUGUCCUAAACUUGUUAAACAUAAUAAAGUGGCAUGCUGCAUGCUUUCACCAAAUAUCCAACACGUUUUCGAAGAUGUUCUAAAAACGAUAUUAUGUAAUAUUUCUUCGUUGAGUACAUAAUUCUUUAUUUUGCAACGAUGAACGGUUCGUGUAAAUAAUUGGAAUCAUUGUUUAGAUAUUAAAGAUACUCUAUAAGGAAUAGUAAUUGUCAUGCAAGGAGUACUACUAUAUUGACCUUGAAAUUCUUAUGUACUUCGUCAGCAGUGCAUACAUUGAAAAGAGAAUCAUUAAUUUUCUUUACGUUUAUUAUUAAUUCACUGUUAAUUUUGAAUAAAUAUUAAGUUACUACAUCCUAAAAAUUUAUGUCUAUAUAUAAAAAUAAAUUUAUGAAGGUGGACAAGUAUGAAACAUUAAACAUGCCUCAUGGCUGGAGGCAGGAGCAACAACAAGCGAAGUGGAAAUUUAGACAGGACAUGUCAAUGGCUUCGUUGCCAUCAGCUGUAUGCUUCUGUCGUGCCUGAGCUUCCUUCAAGUGAAACAUUUAAAAGGUACCAAGAAGCAGAGAAGAACCGCAUUGUUGCAAAAACUCUAAGUGAUCUACAAAAUAAUAUUUUAAGAAUAUUUACGGGCUCCUUGUAUUGUGAUCUUAACAUAAUACAUGGAUAUAAUGUAAUACGAACAAACCAGUGUAUUAUUAAAACAAGAGCCCCACAUUUUUAUAAGGUCCUCAAGUCUUAUUUUGUAUACACUAACAAUCACAUUGAUUGCAUCCUUGAUAAUCCAGGAAUUUUUCAUCACAUUGAAGGCUUUGUGAGGCUUUUAUAUAGCAAUUCAAACUGCUCACAAGAAGAACAACUAUUGGUAGCCAUUAUUUUGAAUGUUACUCGCCAAUCAAGAUUUGUGAAUGCAUCCUGUGUUGAUACUAUUUCCAACAUCAAUAAAAGAUAUGCCAAUUGUACAACAACAGACUGCAAUUCAACAACUGGCACUAAAAGUGCGAGAAAUGUGAGAGAGUAUGCCACAGUGGAUUUAAGUCCCACUUUAUCCGAUAUGGCUGAUUCUGGUUUAGAAACUGGUUCUGUAAGUCCACACGAAAAUACAACGUCCGAGAAUUCGAGUACUGAUUUUGAGGAAUUGCAAGUCACAGGGUAUACCUCUCCGAACGAUGAUUUUGAUAACGUACGUGUUAGACGCGUAAAUAAUAAAGAUCAGAAAGUAGUAGACGCAGAGCGCUAUGAUUCAGCGAAUAACUAUAGUAGCACAUGCCAUAUAAAGGAUUUGGUAGAAUCAGGAUUGAUGGAAUGUACUUCGAACGAACAUAGCGCAACGUGUUCUUCUGUCGAUGCAGAACAACCGCAACUAGAUUCUUCUAGUUCAUCCACAGAUAAUGCUCAAAAGGCGAAAUUACACACGGAUGAAAUUUUUCAAUACGAAAACCACGUACUUAGCGAUCCAUUUUAUGAGUCAGAUUGCGGUAGCGACGAAAACGAGUCGUUUGAGUUUAUUGAUCUCGGUAACGCAUCUUCUGUGAGCACCGAUGUAGACAAGGAAUCCGCAAAGGGGGAAUCCACGGGAAAGCAGCAAGAUGAAAAGUUACGCCAUUCCAGUUAUUCUCAAAGUGAAAAUGCACAAUCGGAAAAUGUAAGACUUGAAGUGUCUUUCAAUAUACCGAAACAAAAAAGUUCCUCUAAUGCAAGCAAUUAUUAUUUUAUCGAUGCAUCGACUCUCAAUGACGAAGUAGAAGUUUUAGCUUCGAGUGUAACUAACAAUCAGUGCUUUGAUGGCAAGCCACAAUCGUAUACCUGUUAUUCUUCUGAAUAUGUCGCAAGUAGUUCUAAUGACCUUGCGGACGAUCAGUGUUAUAAAUUUACGUCUUUAAAAACUUCUAAUUUACAAACAGGACACGAAAGAGUGGCAGAGUUCGAAAGAGAAUUAAAACUUACAGAAUAUUUAGAACCGCUUACGGAUACACGGAAGAUAAGAAGAACUGAUUCUACAUCCGAGGAUAAAAUAAAUGUAAACGCAGAAACGAACAAAGAAUCUUUGGUUGUAGAAAUUAAAGAAGCAGACAGUGGCGAAAGCGCACACCCUUCUCCUUGUCCUGACAAUAAUAAAAAUAUAAACAAUGAUCGACCUGUCAUAUCGCGAGUAACUAACGACAAUGAUACCAUUGUUAAUGUAAUUAAUAAAACAGAAACGAACGACAAAGAUACAAAUUUAGUCGAAGAUACUCGGAGACCUUCUCUCAUUAGGAGAAAUACAUUUGAACUAGAUCCUAAUGACGAAAAGAUAUCAGUCUUAAGACAAGAGUAUGAACGACGACAAGGUAAUCUUGUGUUUCAAAAUGCUAUACCUCAAUAUUCAGGGCAUCGCGUCGAUGGUGAUUCAUGUUUUAUUCCGCCAGAUGAACCUCCAAUUCCUGUAAGCACUGUAAUGAACCAGUUUAAUAUAGAUGUUCAAAUUCCAUCUAGUACUCAAUAUCAUGCAAUACCAUAUCUAUCAUUAGACAGUGGGAAGUAUGAGAUUAAUCAGACACCGCCAGAAAAUAAUAAUUCUCUGCAAAGUGACAGUAAAACUGGUAUAAUUUAUCCUGUAAUGAAAAGUGCCAGUGAAGAGGUUAUAGAUUACCAUGCAGAGCUGGAAGAUGCGUCGACCAGUUGUAGUAACAGUUUGCCUGUUACGCUAAAUUUCAUUUUAGAAAAAGGUAAUAGAACAGACACGCUAAAGAAGAUUAAGUGUGACGAGAACACACCUAUUAUUUCUGGCGGUGUUAGCACUUCGGAUUACUCUAAGCCUACCGAUAGUCCUACUGUCCGUCGGAAGACUGAGUCAACACCUAUCGUUUCGGGGGGUUCCGUUAUUAUGGGUGAACCUGAAUCGAGAACAAAACCUGCAAGAAUGGCUUCUUCUAUGACUGCUUGGGUAGUUGAUAUGAGCGAUUGCAACAAAACCGAAACCAAAUCGACGAACAAUUCCCAUGUAGGCAUGUCCCAAAGUUUUUCAACUUCCGAAUGUGUCAAGAAACCUGUCAGAAAAACGAGUGUUCACGACAAACAGGGUAGUUUGGGUUUCUUUGUUAAUCUAAAAGAUAUGGAUCGCAAACCUGUUACACAGCAACAGCUGUGUACAGCAGAGAAGAAAGAACAGAAUGGCAGUAGUAAAUCUUAUUGCGAAUUUUACGUUGAUAUAUCCAGUACAAAUGCUGCGGCGAAAAAUAAGAAACCGGAAACGGAAGAGACUACUAACAAAUCUGAAAAGCCUAUCGAAGGAGGUGACAAGAAAAAUAUUUUCUCCAUGUUUAUCGAUUUAAGUGAUUCGUCUAAGAGCACGGGAAGUACUGUACAACCUACUCACAGGAGAAGUUUCUCUACAUUUUGUGAUAAACGAGUGGAAACAAAGUUGAACGAUACUAAUUCCAGCGAGAACAGUACAACAAGUAGGCCAGACCAAUCGUCGAGCGAUCAAAAAUCUACUAAAGAAAAAGUUAAACCAGUAUUUAUGUACAUAGACUCCGAUUCUCCGGUGGUAAGACGAAGAACUCUGUCUUCGUCUCGGCCAGCGUUUAAACGGCACUCCUGGAACGUCGAUAAAACCCAAGGUGCUAAUAACAAUGGACACGUUGCAAAAGAAAUAAUGUUCAGAAAAGAGCACAAACGUGCGCAUAGUCUCUCCGUAGAUCGGGGCGACCUGAAGAAACUACAAGCGAAACAAAGUUCUUCGAAUCAUUCUUUAAGCGAUGCAACAAAAUCAGAAUGUGCUAGUCAGAGAAAUUCCAAAUUUCUUCAGGAAGGAAACGGAGCCGUAAGUAACAUGGACACAUCUUCGGAAGAUGUCUUCGAAUACGAUGUAAGAGAUACACCUCCGAAUUCUCACGUCGAAGUAAUUAACGAGGAACUUCGCGUGAGUGUAAAAGAACACGAAUAUACGGAAUUAAAAGCCGAACGAACUACGGAGAACCUUAACGCUACCGAUGUUAAAGCGUACGAAGACGAAUAUUCGGAAACCUCCGCGUGGGAGAAAACGUGUACAGAGAGUACCGAAGGACAGACACGUAAAAGCGAAACGUUUGACAUUAGUAGCGGUAGCGGACCAUCUCCCGAUAGCGAUAAUCACGAUUACGAAUUAUCCGAGUUAUUAAAUGGUGAAGUGCCAAAUAUAGAUCGAACCCAAGUAAUUCCUGCUGUAGGUAAUAAAAUAUCUGAAACUCAUAAAUCUUUGAACGAAACGAUCAAGAAAAUUGAAAGCGAAUUGAAAAGUCCAGACUAUACGAAGCCAGAGGCAACGUAUGACAAUCAUAACGCGAAACAUAAUGCAACGGCGAAGAAAAACGAGAGGACCAUGGGACUUAAUCUCAAAGCGACAACAUCGAACUUUGUGCGAUUGUCAGAUCUGGAUAAAACGCCUGUUGCAUCUCAUACGACGGAUAUGUUAACUAUAAAAGAAGAUAGAACUGCGUAUCGUAUGUGUAACAGUAUUCCAGAAACUUCUUGGAUCGAAAGUAAAUUGGUUAUGUCGAGAACGAAUGGCUCUGUUAGGCCACUUCCUAGAAAAUUCCCUUCUGUCAUGAGCACUUCUCUACCGUCUAAGCAAAAGUCUCCUCUGGAAGACUUAACGGGAGAAUAUGAUGGCGAAGGUAUCAUAUCGGAAUCUGAUUUGAGCAGUAUGCAGAGUAGCAUGGGUCGUUCUGGGGCUGAAGGUAGUACAGAAGAAACUGAAACGUCGAGUUUAGCGGGAGCAAGACCGUAUAAUCGAUUGGGAGAAGAUUUGUUAAGAAUGUUCUUAGAAGAAAUUAAUACAGACGUUACAAUCGAUGUAGCUGGUCGUCGUAUAAGAGCACACAAAUGUAUAUUGAGUUCUCGUUGUCAAUAUUUUGCGGCGAUUCUUAGCGGAGGAUGGAUCGAAAGUGCAGGGAAUGUUAUUUCUUUGCAAGGAUAUUCGUACGAUGCGGUACAUUUUGCAUUGUGUCACAUAUACAGUGGCGAAAGUAACAUACCAGAUUCUAUAAGUAUAGUUGAAUUGGCAACAUUAGCUGAUAUGCUAUGCUUGGAAGGGCUUAAAGAAGUUAUUGGAUAUACGCUUAAAGUUAAAUAUUGUCAUCUAUUCCAUAAGCCUUGUCAAAUAUGCGCUGUUGGCGUAUUGGAAUGUAUGCCCUUGGCAGCGGCUUAUGGUCUCGACGAAGUGUAUCGAAAAUCUCUUCGAUGGAUUACCAGACAUUUUGUACGAAUAUGGCCGUGUAAAGCAUUCGCAACCCUUCCACGAGAACUCAUGGAAAAAUGUUACCACCAACAUAUUGUACACAUGUCUACGGACAACGUACUUCAAACUAUGAUGGAUUGCGACAAGCUCCUUGCAACCUUGCCAAAUAUUCGUUGGGCAGAACCAGUGUUUAGAAUGGUGUCAAAUUUGUUAGAAACGUCGGUAAAGUUUUUAUCGGAUAAUUUCUCAGGGGUACUGGGAAACGAGAAUUUUCAAUCUCUUGGUCGCGAAUUAACAUGGAACAUCAGUCGUUUAGAGGAUAAUUUCUUGGCGGCUGCGGAACGUUUGCCUCCCGAACAGGCAUGCAAAAGUUAUUCAAAGUUACAUAAAAUGUUGGCUUCCGCGCAACUAGAUGAAGCUCAAGAAAAAAUUAAAUGGGGUCCUCUGUUUGUUGACUUUUUGAAAAAAAUUCAGUGCCGCGUGGAAAAGUGCUUAGUCAGGGACGCAGCACGAGCAGCAAGAACCACCACAUGGUUAAAAAUGGACCUAGAGCUUCGACGUAGAAUACAAGAAUUGGCAUGCCUUGUGAUUCUACCUCAUGAAACUUCGAAACGUCAAUCGAGGCAUUCUAACUUUGUAAAAGAAACAAGACCAGUGUCGAGUCGUUUAACAACGAAUCGCAGUUUGGAUUUGAAGCGCGUAAAAAUGGUUAUUUCUGAACAUAAUGACAGAACUUUAAAACAAAUGACGACGGUACAACAAACAAAGAAGGUGAUUAACAAACCAAAAAGCGAUCCAUUGGAACGUAAAAUGCAAGAUGAUAAGCCGACUACUGCAGAUACAAGUAGACCGAAAUCGUGGCCCAAUAAAAUAGAGGUAAAAUCGAGGUAUUUGGAACCCAGAAAUAAAUCUGUUCCUAAAGAAAUUGUACAACCAACACACCCGGAAAAGAUAAUCGUUCAACCGCGUCGAAAAAUAAUGAUUUCGUCCUCGGAUUCAUCCCGAACGUCUAGCCCGGCAAUGAAACGCGCCACCGAGAAAAAGACACUAGCAAAGAUCAAAUUACCCAUUAAAAAAGACGUGAAAGCUCUUUCUUCGGACAGUUUAACAGAACCUAACGCAACUAGAACGAACAUAAAAAAAGACUUGCUUAGCAAGAGCUGCGGCAUUACACGGCCAGAGUCGCCAACUUUUAAACAGAAAAACGCGGAAAUAGGUUUAUCUGUGGAUUCUUUAGCAGAAUCGAAAAAUAAGCCGACAAUUGCUAAAAAGAAAACGAGUAAAAUGGAUACAUCGAUGUCUACGGACAGUCUUAUGACUGAAAUCACAACAACGCCUAAAUCAAAUGCGUCAAAUAAACUUUCACCGACUUUAGGGAAGACAACGAACAAGGUGCAAGUUUAUGACAAAGCAAAGAAAAGUUCGCCGCCGAUACAAACAAGAAGCCCGCUCACUAUAGCAAGAAGAACGCCUAGAUCUUUGGAAAGUUCGACUGCGGCAAGUAGAAGCAGGGCAGCAGCUAUAAGCGCUUACCAUGGUUCGCCUAGUUUGCGAAGAAGUCUUCUAGAUGCUGCUAAGACACCCGAUGUUCCAAGUAAGUCAUUGAAUAACGUGUCGUGUAAACCCACAAAUAUACGACCGAUUACGCAAUCCAUGAGCAAUCACCCUACCGUAAAGAAAGAUAAGAAAGAAGGAGUGCCGAAUCAACAGGGUUCCGAGAGCCCUAGCAAAAGAUCUUCCCCAAAAUCAUCUGGCACUAACAGAAUAAGUAAAACUGCUGCGGUCGUAAAUAAAAGAACAACUAGUAAGACCCCUUGCGACGAAAAGGUAAAAAAUAAGUGCCAUAAUGGGGAAGUUGCCAAACAACCUAUGGUGGGCUCUAGAUCGGGAACCUUUCUAAAAGACGAGCCCACGAUACUUAAAAAAGCAGAUAUUAAAUCUUCUCAGAUCAAUACUUAAAUUUAUAGAUCAGUCGCUGCGUAUGUUUUUGUACAUACAUCGCGGCUAUUAGUUUUAUGAAUUAUAUAUAAAACUAUCAUCUGUAAUCGCAAACGUGAUAAUUCCAAUUGCGGAAUCGUACUAUGUGUAAAAAUAGAAAUAUGUGUAAUUUUAAUUUAACGCAAGUUGCAGUUGGCAUAAUCGUCAAAGGGAAUAUAUUUGAAAUGCAUUUAUUAGAUAUAUAGAAAAUGUGCUAUGAUUUUGUUGUAAUAUUAAAGGUAACUAUAAAUGAAAUAUGGCACUAGGAAUAUACAGGUUUCAAAUUAAAUCAUUUUUUCAAUUUUCUGAUCUCUGGCAGUGAAUAGGAAUUCGAGGCUCUUAGAGACAUCUUGGACAUUCGAUUGAGUUUAGUUUAUUAUACUGCACAACUAGGAUAACGAUAACGUUACUUUUGGUCACAAAUGCAACUAGCUUAAUAUCCUAUCCCGUUUUCAACCAAUGUGCGCAUUAAUAUGUCAUAGUAUUAUACACCACAUGUUUAUAGAUCAUAGAUCUAACAUGGCCAGUUAGAUGAUAUAUUUAGAUAGAUCUUUUUUUCUUCCACAUUGAGGAGCCAUAUCAUCCAAAAUUGUUUCGUAGAAUUAUUUACUAAUUUUACUAGUUGCAGUAUAUGUAAAGUAAUUCCUUGUCUUACCAUUUGAUGUUGCCAUCUUACUAACUAAUUCUGAUUGUAAGUAGAACUCCGUUUACCCUCCAGUGAUCCUUAUU